This is a messenger RNA of Pseudo-nitzschia multistriata, 3345 nucleotides long. The record is from the annotation of a GenBank genome assembly. NCBI's taxonomy places the organism in Eukaryota, Bacillariophyta, Bacillariophyceae, Bacillariales, Bacillariaceae.
GGCAUCCUCGUAGUUUUUCCUCCAUCACCGGCAACUGACUGACUCGGCUGUAUGUGUUGUUCUCUGGGAAACGUUACCUUCAGUAAGAACGAACUAGUAGUACGUACUACCCGGACUACAGUACGAACUGCGAGUAUCCGUUUUAUGUUUUACAGUAUCGAAGUAUGAUUUUGCCUCAUUUGAUGCAUCAUCGUUGUCUUUUAGUCUCACUCGUCGACAACAUCGUUUUGCAAUAAGUCUGCUGAAGGCAAACUCAUCAGGUUAUUCGGCUCUGUUUCAUCAACGUCAGGCAGAUAUUUGACGUUUUCAACAUUACGUAAACAUAAUAGAGCGUCCUGCCUGAACUCUACAAAGGCAGCAUUUAAUUUUCACUGUCAAUUUUUGUACCCAGACUCUUACCGGUAACAUCGACGACACCUUUGCGAAGAAAAGAGCAAACAGUGAUGAAGACUGGUGAAAUGUGCUGUGCCGGAGUCACUGCAGAGAAACCAAUGAAGAAAAGACCAAGAUCUCUGCGGUGGUCAACAGCGUCAUCACCGAUAUCAAAUGUAUUUGUUUUUCUUCUACUCAUUGCUUGGUCCGAGCGGUGUGUCAAGCAGCCACUUUGUGCUCACAGUUUUAUUUCACCUCAACGGAGUUUUUCUGUAACCAGAUGGUCUGAAGUAGCAGCUGAUUCUAGUAAGAAUGGACAAGAGGAAUCUCCAUUAAAUUCUUGGUCCAAUUCGGCUGUAGGUGGAAGAAAAAGAGAGAGCCGCCUACAAGUACGUAGGCGGGUGAAAGCAGUACUUGAAAAGGCGCGAAUACGAACUGGUGUUAGAAAUGGCUCUGUUCCCUCGUCUUCGUCGCCACCUCCUCGACCAACAUCGAAUGUUGUUGCCGAAGCGGCAUCUAUUGGUGGUCUGGGAGAUGGAUCGGCUGAUAUCGUCUUUACGUCUUCUACUUCACAAGUUCUAAAAAGAAAUGGAGUGACCAAUGGUGCCACCAACGCCACAGCGGUGGCAAAGCAAUCAAAGAACGGAUCGUCGCAAUCGACAAACAGUACAAACUCAUUUCUGUACCAAGAUGAUGAAUUGGGACUGGGAAUGAGAAACGAUGCAUUUCUCAAUACCUCAGCAGGUACGAACGGUAUCAGUGAAGAAGCGUUCGAGACAUCUUCAAAUACCAGCAUUCAGAGAAGCUAUGUAAGUGGCAAUUCGAAUUCUACAACAUCGGAAUCGUCUGGCACGACAACGGAUGUUCGCCCUCGAAAACCGAAGGAAUUCGAUGUCAUUCGGGGAGACGUACCCUCGGCAAACGCAUUUGUGGAGCCACUUCCUUUUCAACUGCCCAAAUUAUCUGUAGAACAAAAACAGAAACUUGUUAAUGGUGAGCGUAUACAAGAACAGUCUCGAAUGGGAAGAGAAGGUUCUGGAUACGUCGUUUUAGAUGUCGAAGCUCCACCAUUCGUUGUCUGGGAGUGCUUGUUAGAUUUUGAAUCAUAUCCCGAGCUCAUUCCGACCGUAAAAUCGAUGCAGCUAUAUACCAGUACGAAACUCAAUACUGGGUUCAUCAGUGAAAAGCCAGUGGUACCAGGCACGGGAAGAGAAACUCGGCAUUAUGGGACACCCAGCAUCACUCGGGCAUCAUUUAUCUUGAGCAAGUUUAGGUUCAACAUCGCCGCAAUUCAUCGAUACACCCCUCACCCAGAAGGUGAUUACAUGGUCUUUACACUUGAUCCAUCCUGUACAAAUGCUGUACUUAAAGGAGCGAAGGGUACUUGGUACACCCAAGAAAACCCUGACGGAAGAGAAGUGAGUUUGUCGAAGAUGUGGACGAAAGAUAAAUACAUUUUUUUUCCUCUGUGGAUUGCUGUUUUUCGAAUCAAUCUCUCAUGUAAUUGCUCUCCCUACAUACUACUUUUGCUCUAUAUUUCGCUAUAUCUGAAGGGAUUCACACGAGUUUAUCUUCUUGCCGGUUUGCAAAUCUCCAGGGCAUUACCCAAAUUUAUAGUUGACUACGCAGCCGAUCGGGCGAUGCCCAGAGCAACCAAAUGGCUCAAACCCGAAGUAGAUGCGCUGAAAGAAGAAUUGUUCACCGCUAAGGAUCCAUGAAAAAUGUAUUUAUUGCCCCAACACCACGGAGAAGAGAACCGAUGAUCCCACCAAAUGUUGAGCAUACCAUGAAACGAAAAUUUCUUGAAAUGUUGAUUUCAGUCCUUUUGUAAUCCUUACAAAUCGUCGCUAGAUGUAUCCCAUUGGUGUGGGCUCAAAGGAAGGAACCAGCAAGUGGAAUAGUGGUAGUUCCUCCAAUCAAGUGAAGCUCAGUCGGGAUAAAACCACAACGUCAUCCUUCCUCUCCGUUUUUCCACAAACUUGUGACGACACGAAGAGCAUCUUGGAGAUCAAAAUAAUAUUAUUAUACUGCGAACGAGCAACCACAGAAUUAAAAUGAAUGAAAUCAUUUCUUGUCGACUAAAAUAUAUAGACUAAAGCGUGCGCUGUUCCAUUUCACGUCGACAACUAAACUAAUUUAUGCAAAGGAGUCGAACGUUGUGCCAUUCUGUGCAAUGAUCGGCGUGAAACGAGUUUAGGUCCACUGCCAGGCCUACGUCUUGCAUCCCGAGGAUGAAUAGGCAACUGAAGAUGCAAAAGGGAACCGGUGUCAGAGUUACUAGGAAAGUUUUCAAUUCCAUCUUCAGGGAGUUCAAGGUCAGUGUUGGUUGUAGCAUUUGCAAUACGACGAGAAAUAAGAGGGUUCAAGUUGAUGUCUUGAUUGGGAACAAUAUCAUGUUUUAUCGUGGGUGUAUCGCCCGACUGAGUAAAAACAUUUUCGGCAGUAUCCAGAUCCCAUCUUCCGUUUUCUCCACCUCUCAAGUUCUCUUUGCUUCGUGACAAGCUGAUAACAUUUGAAGUUACCGUGUUUUCUUUCUCGUGUAGCGGUGAUUGUUUUUGAUGCAGUUUUUGAUGUUGAGCAUGCAAUAGAUUUCUCUUGCGCCAGACAGGAAGGUGAUCAUAUUGCUCUAGACCAUCCCCCCUUUGACUGCCUCGAUCCGUAGGAACUUGCUUAGAAUUUAUGUCAAGACUCGAAUAUCCAUCGGCAACAGGUUUGCGUGUGCCAGAUGUGAUUCUCUUAGCAUACUGCGAGGGCAAUCUCGUUGUAGUUCGGAAGCGAUCACACAAAAUACUCACAUCGUGUGGAAAGGGCACAGCCGAGCAAAGGCUGCAGCCUGCGGUAGUCGCGUGUUGGAGAUUUUUGUUGACGUGUUCGCAGUUUCGAUAGUGUCUCCACACUCGCCUAGAGUUCUUACAUCCCGGUACCUCACACUCGCUUCCCGCCGUGCAGGUAAUGAUAUGAGCAAACACACGC